Messenger RNA from Pelobates cultripes (western spadefoot toad), 2015 nucleotides. NCBI's taxonomy places the organism in Eukaryota, Metazoa, Chordata, Amphibia, Anura, Pelobatidae. The record is from the annotation of a GenBank genome assembly.
AUGUUAGGCGCACACUUGAAACUCAUACACACUGGCUCAAGCCAGCCUCCAGGCGGAGCCAGAGCAACCCAGGUCUUAGAGCAUGACUGAGGCCAAUAACAGACGACAACACAGUUACUACAGGUGACUAGAUGACAGAGGAGCCCUCCCCCACACAUCACAAUCCCCCACCGCUGCCCUAGACUGUGCGGAGACGGCAGACAAACCUUAGACUAGGGACUCAAAGCUCCACCCGAACCAAACAAAGGAACCCUGCAGGCCCGAUACAACCCACAAGGCACCCCAUACCAAAGCGUCCCCACCUCACAAAACAGCUAGACCCAAUCCAUGCCGGCAUCAAACACUCCAAAAAACACACGUGAGCAGAUGGCAGACAAAAGAAGCAGCCCAGAUACAAACCGACGCGACACGCACUCAGAACCCAUAAUCAAUACAAACUAAGGCACAAAUAGCCACUCGGGAGACAGACUAAGGACUGCGCACAGUACAAAUACGUACACGUAGACCCUCUAGAAACCCAGAAGCGGACUGAGCCGUCGCAGACGGUAAGCCCGACACCCCCACAGGCAUAGGACAUAGGGAUCCCCACCUUUCAGGGGAUACACAACUCCCGGAAUAGACCCAGCCCCCCUCCCAGGCCGGGCCACGCGGUCGAAUACCCGGGACGACUGUCCAUUACCCUACGGUAAUACAGAGGCCAUAUAGGCGUCGUGAAUAGACGCAACACCGACUGCACACACGGCAAUACACCACCACGCACUCACACACUCCCCAACCGAACCACACAACAGACUCACCCACCCCUGUGGGUACACGGCUUAAACGUCAGAGAGAAGCGCACAAGACUUUUGCAAGAUCUGAAACACUACAGGGCAUCAAUAGUGUUCCUCCAAGAAACGCACUUUCAAGAAGGAAGAGCACCAGCACUGAGGGACCGCAAUUUUAGAACGGGAUAUUUUAGAAACAACCCGGACAGACGCAAGCUGGGAGUAGGUAUCCUAUUCUCCAGCAGAACCCCAUACACGGAACAAGCCACUGUCAGAUGCAAACAGGGCAGGUAUAUCUUCACCAAAGGCACGAUCCUCGAACAAACCUACAUGUUCGCCAAUAUAUACGCCCCGAACACGAAACAGUUCCUCUUCCUUCGGAACGCUCUGAAUACCCUGAUGAAGUUCGCAGAAGGCACUAUGAUCGUGGGGGGAGAUUUGAACCUGACUCCACACCCAGACCAAGACUCCACAUCAGCGCUCGGCAAAACCCCGCAUAAUAGACAUGCGAACAAACUCCGCCUGCUGCACCAACACCAAUUGGCGGAUUGCUGGAGAGCGCUAAACCCAACGACGCGGGACUAUACAUUCUACUCGCAGACCCACGCAACAUACACAAGGCUAGACUACUUCUUAAUAGCACACCACAACUUGGCCCUACUCAAGGCAGCAGACAUCCUGCCAAUGACGUGGUCCGACCACUGCCCGAUCCGCAUACGGAUGACAUCACCGUUAUUUAAGCCCAGACAGAUGUCCUGGAGACUGAACGAAUCAAUCCUAUCGGACGUGACAGUGACUGACAAAAUAGGCCAAAUCAUACGGGACUAUUUCCAAGAUAACGAAACAGAGGACGUGACACCAAUGACAUGCUGGGAAGCACACAAGACGGUAGUACGAGGCCAGAUCAUAGCAAUAUGCGCGAAUCCCAAAAAGACAGCAGUACGGGAAAUAACCAGGCUCAGUGGAGAAAUUGCGACCCUGGAAGCCAGACAUAAACGAACCCUAGAAACAACAAUAUACAGAGAGCUAACAGAUAAACGUAACCAACUCACAGCGCACCUUAACAGAAAGAUCCAACGCGCAUACCAACAGUACAGACACAUGAUACACAAACACGGAGACAAGUGUGGGAGACUGCUAGCUAACCUCCUGAGGCAACGUAGGACACAACUGUAUAUACCAAAAAUAAAAAACGCGCAGCAACAAAUCCGACACCUCCCAGACCAAAUAGCAGCGGAGUUCCAAUGA